This is a messenger RNA of Numida meleagris (helmeted guineafowl), 6250 nucleotides long. It is a transcript of the gene SUPT7L, whose product is annotated as SPT7 like, STAGA complex gamma subunit. The record is from RefSeq and is a predicted model, not a curated record. Lineage: Eukaryota; Metazoa; Chordata; Aves; Galliformes; Numididae. Bases 262 to 1503 code for a protein of 413 amino acids. Gene Ontology annotation, cellular component: SAGA complex. Gene Ontology annotation, molecular function: protein heterodimerization activity; transcription coactivator activity. The transcript has 5 exons.
CGCGAGGGGCGAGACCGGCGGGGGGCGGCGGGAGGAGCGGAGAAGGGAGACGGCGGCCGCCGGAGCUCUGCGCUCCGUGCGGAAGAGCGGUGGCUCCGGGGAGCCGCGUUUGGCGGCGGACCGGUGCCGAGUUCCGGUCGGGCGGCGGGGAGUGUGGCCAGCGCCAGUUUGUUGCUGCCCAGAGCCGAGAGCUUCUUCCCACGACUUGUACUACAGUGUCUGGGAGCCUUCCCUGCGCCUUGAGGACAAUCCUGUGUAAAAAUGCUGCGCUACUGGGGUGAGAUCCCGGUGCCAUCCAACCAGGCCAACCGCAGCUCUUUCGACCUGCUCCAGCGCGAGUUCCGCACAGUGGAAGUGCAGGACCCUCCGCUGCACCAGCCAUCAGCGAACAAACCGCGGCCCACCACCAUGCUGGACGUCCCCUCCGAGCCCUGCAGCCUCACCAUCCACACCAUCCAGCUCAUCCAGCACAACCGGCGGCUGCGCAGCCUCAUCGCCAUGGCCCAGGCACAAAACCAGCAGCAAGCGGAGGGCAUCAAGACAGAAGACAAUGAACCUCUGCCCUCUCGUCCGGCCUCCCCACCUCUACCCGAUGACCUGCUUCCUCUGGACAGCAAGCCCCCCAAAAUGCCAUUCCAGCUGAGGCACAGUGACCCAGAGAGUGAUUUCUACAGAGGAAAAGGAGAGCCUGUGACUGAGCUGAGUUGGUCCUCCUGCCGGCAGCUUCUCUACCAGUCAAUGGCCACUAUCCUGGCUCACACGGGCUUUGAGUGUGCCAAUGAGAGUGUCCUGGAGACCCUGACAGACAUAGCCCACGAGUACUGUUUGAAGUUCACCAAGCUGCUGCGCUUUGCUGUGGAUCGAGAAGCCCGACUGGGGCACACUCCUUUCCCGGAUGUCAUGGAGCAGGUCUUUCACGAAGUGGGCAUUGGCAGCGUGCUCUCACUGCAGAAGUUCUGGCAACACCGCAUUAAGGAUUACCACAGCUAUAUGCUUCAGGUUAGCAAGCAGCUCUCUGAAGAGUAUGAGAAGAUUGUCAACCCUGAAAAGGCAGCAGAAGACACAAAGCCUGUGAAGAUUAAGGAGGAACCUGUUAGUGAUAUCACUUUCCCCAUAAGCGAGGAGCUGGAAGGAGAUCUUGCUUCUGGUGACCAGUCUUUGCCAGUUGGAGUUCUUGGAGCUCAAAGUGAGCGAUUCUCUGCAAAUUUGGAAGUAGAAGCUUCCCCACAGACUUCAGGUAGGGCUGAGGUGAAUGCUUCCCCACUCUGGAACUUGGCGCAGGUGAAAAUGGAGCCACAGGAAAAUGAGGAGGCCAAUGUUCAUGGCCAUGGGGUCCUAGGCAGUGAUGUCUUUGAGGAACCUAUGUCAGGAAUGAGCGAAGCUGGGAUAGCACAGAGCCCCAAUGGCUCUGAGAGCAGCUAUGGUUCUCAUUCUGCUGACAGUCUGAUGGGAUCCUCACCUGUCUUCAACCAGCGCUGCAAGAAAAAGAUGAAGAAGAUGUGAAGAGAGGGGGCCUUUUUUAUUUAGUUCUGAUGGACUUGGAACAAACCAAAAGAGUACUCUGAUGGCUAUGAUGUAUAAAUGGAGCUGGCCCUGGUGUAUGAGGGACCUUGCAUGAAAUCAUUAUGAGAGGUUUGAUGUGUAGUGCACUUCAUCUCCCCUCAUAGCUGGCUUCUUUGCUCCAUCCUGACUCAUGAGAUUGAAGAUAACUGUAUGCAUUCGAUAGUGUCAUGGCUUGCUUUGGCAGACUAAUGAGGAUGUUAAAAGUGGAAAAUAGCUGUGAAGAGAUUUGUUAAGUCACAGAAUCACUGAAUAAUUAGGGUUGGAGCUUUCUGGUCCAGCCAAGGCAAAUAGAGCAGGUUGUUCAGGGCCCCAUCUCAUUGAGUUUUGAAUAUCUGCAAGGAUGGUGAGACUAAACCUCUCUGGGCAACGUGGGCCAGCAUUUGACUGCCCUCAUAGGAAAAAAAAUAUUCUUGCAUCCAGCUGGAAUUUCCAUGUUUCAGCUUGUGUUCAUUGCUUCAUUUUCCGUCACUGUUCAUCUCUGAGUUCAGUCUGACUUUGUCUUCUCUAACCUGCAUAUUAAGUGGUUGUAGACAAGGAGAUCUCUCCAUGGCUUUUCCUAUUCUUGUAUCUGAAAAAAACAAGCUUGUCUUCUGCUACAGUCCUCUAACCAUCUUAGUGAUUUUCCAACAAAACUGCUGCACUGCUCUUAUUAUAAGAGGAAGCAUGAAAGUGAAUGCAGUCCUCCAGGUAAGGUCUCGCAAGUACAAUACAGAGAGAAUUAGUAAUUUCAACAUGCUGGCCACACAAUUGUUAACUGUUGCAGGCAACAAGACAGUCUUAAGUUGGGUAAUUUCACUGGUGGGAGAGCCUUCACUGAUGAUGAUGACCUGGCAAAGAUGCUGGAGUGUGGCCUUACAGUGCCAUCAGUUAGCUCCUUUGGUGUCUUCAGAUGCAUUCCUGUCUGUUUACAUGGACUCGUGAGUGUCUAGUUGGCUAAAGUUCCUGCUAACUCAGUCUUCCUUUGCUCCACAUAAUACCUUGUCCCCCCGCACUCUUUUAAGUCUGCCCCCUGGGUCUACUAAACAGUGAAAGUGCGUAGUGGUGCUGAGUACAUCAGUCUCGUAAAUUGCGGCCUUUAUUUCCAGGUUGUUGAACAGCAAACUCACAUUUUCUUUAACCUUUCUUUUGCUUCCAGCAGAUGCAGAAAAGCUCUUCUUCACGUUUGUAUGGGUUUCAACUCCAGCUGAACUUUGCCUUCCCUAAUUCUCUGCCUUCAUGCUUGGACUGUGUCUUUAUAUCCCUCCUGGCCAGCCCAUUCUCAUUUCCAUUUCUGUGUACAUUUUUCUGUACAUCUGAGCUCAGUCAGGAGUUCCUUGGUUAUUUGUGCUGGCCUUUUGUCAUGCCUGCUUUACUUUCUGCUCAUCAGAAUAGACUGUUCUACUUUCAGAAUGCAGUCUUAGAAGGUAAGACAGCACUCUUGGGCCACCUGGGGAGACCGGGGCUGUCUCUCAUGAGAGCCUACCAGGACGUUCCUUGAAAAAAAAAUCUUGUUCUGAACGUCCAGAGCUCUUCUUGUCUCGUAUACAUUUCUCAAGAUUUUAAAUCCACAAUUUUGUGUCUGCAGAAGCCAGUGCCUUCAAGAUUCUUCUUACUGACGAGUCCAGCAGAGCUUCUUCCUUAAUUCCUUGAUUGUUUAAUCAGGGAAGUUGACAGCCAACUGUUUAAGGUAGGGUUUUUCAGAGAGGAUAUAACAGCUUUUGCUAUUGGUUUGAGCCAGUGCUGUCAGGGCAAACUUUUCCUUCACUCUUACUGGAUUGAGUGUAGCCACUUCAGGCCAGUUGCUAUCUUGACAACUUAGUCUGAAACAGAAUCUAUUUUACUGCUUGCUUUUAUGGCUCAGCUGACUGAUGACAAUUUUUGUUCUGCACAGUCCUCAGCUGAUCAACUCAGUCUUUAUCUUGAUUCAGUGAGUAUCUCUCUCUCAAAAGAAGCUAGAAUGAACACGAAUCAAGAAUGAACAGUCACUUAAACUGGCUUUAUACCUGUAACUCAUUGGGAUGUUUGAGGGAGAUUUAUCAGACCUCCCGUUUGUCCUUAGUAUUGCAAGUUUAUCUUUUGAAAGGAUGAGCUCCAGGCAUAGUAUUUUUUUGUUUCCAUAUAACAUGCCUAGCCUUAGUUCUUUUCUCCUUACUGUAUUUCUCUUCCAUUUUACAGAAGUGGAAGCCAAACAUUAAAUUCCUCUAUGUCUACUAAGAAUGUGUGGCUACAGGCUUUUAUGGACAUUGAAGGUAAAAUUGCCCAUCACAGUCUUAAAAGUUCCUCCUGGGAGGUAAAUUCUAGCUAUUUGAAGCCUAGUCAGUAGUUGAACAGAGGACCAAUGUAUCAGGAAAUCUUUAUUUUGAUUCCCUCUGAGUAACCAUUAGGAAAACUUCAAUGCCUCUGUUUUCUCAACUGUAAAAAAAAGAAUAACAGUAUUUGCUUCUUAGAUGUCUUUUGGAGAUUUAGUUACUAUUAAAAAAGGUACUUCAUUCCUUUUCCAUUCAUUUCGUUUUGUUAGAGCUGUGAGCUUUUCUUCCAUUUGGGUAGGACUGUUGCUGGCUGGAAUAUACUUUGGUGGCCACUGAAAUGUUAGUGACCUAUAUUGUUUUCAACAGAAGAGCUUAUUAUGAACAAGUAUAGGACAGCUGCGCUAUUUGACUGCCAUAGUACAAGGAAAGCAUUUUGGAUGGUGUCCUCUCGCUGAACUUUAGACUUCUGCAUCUAAAUUUGUUGCUCAGGGCCCAGUUUGUAUCAUUUUUAGGUCAACAUAGGUCUGACCUAGAAGUAGAAGUCUAAAUGAGGCCAGAUGAAUGGUGUUUUAGAAGUAUCUAUUUUUCCACUGUGCACCAAUAAAGUGAAUUCAACUUGAUUACCUCAGCUAAAGGCAUCCACACCAUCAAUAUUGGUUAAGCAAUCUGAAUUUAGUCUUUCCUGUCUGGGAAUCCUCCUGCUAGGCAGAUGUUUUUCCUCUUCUACAUAUUCAGUAGUACUUAUCAUUGAAAUUGUCAUACUGGGCUAAAAUCAGACUGCCCAUCGUACUUAAAACAGCAGAUCCAGGGUUCUCCACAAUACACAGGCUGUGCUAGACGAGGGUCUUGAGGUUCAACCUGGUUUGGUUCUUGGGUCUGUCUUUGAUACUGUGUUAGAACACCUGUACAUCAAGCAUUUUCCAAACUGUUUUGGAAUAUUUUUGAAUUUAGGACUCAUAAGCAAAGUCCCUUGCACCAUUUUCAGGAGCUAGAGGACAGAGUGGCUGCUGUCAGCGUAGCUUGCUCAUUUGCAAGACCUCAGAUGGGCUAAAAAUGAAAAUCUGCUGCUCUUGAUGGCUUUAGUUAAACCUCUUAAGCCUCAGUCUUAAGUGCUUUCUUUAUACUGCUCAAGAACAGAUGCUCUGUCUUACUUUUAAUCAUACUUUUAUAUUUCACAUCCCCUUUCCACACUCACUUUGCCCUGUUACACACGCUGCUACAAGCGAAAUCUGAACCCUCUAUUGAUUCAGUUGUGUUGUUGCAGUGUAAUGGAGAUGUGUUAUUGAUUCUCUUUGGGAUGCUUGUUUAUGCAGAGAUUAGAAAUGCAUCAGCAUAUGGCUUGUACAUUUAAAAAGUGAUGGCAGAGUAAAAUCUGUACCUCCUGUUACCCAUUAUGCUGUGUUGCUUCUGACAUUCAUGCGUUGGAUGUUUCCUUUUGUGCAUAUGGAAGCUUUACGUUGUAGCUGAGCCUUUCCCUUCUGAACGUUUGCAGACUUUGAAUGUACGGUGCUGUCUAUCAUGCAUGAAAUAGUGAAAUUUCAAAUCUAGCUCACCAGCUCAGAUACAGACGGUAUGCUCUUCUGACGAAUGAAAUAAGAUUUUACUAGGUGUGAGGAGCUAGUGAGAAGUUCAUUGACCAUGUAAUCCCCAAAUUUUAAGCUACACUGAGAUUACACAAUGGCUUGGAACGAAGCUCUGCUCUCAUGGUUGUUUUUUUCUGGUCCCUGGUAAAGUGCUCUGUUGAUCCAUCCACCUCAGAAGUUUACCAUUUCAUCUUUCUCCCUUCUCUUUCCAAAGGUGAAUGGAUGGAAAAUUGGAAUAUUGAGGGUUGAACGCAUCCAUAUCCAGUGGCACUGAUGUCCUUAGAGAUUUAUUUUGCCAUGAAUUACUAGGCUUUUGAAGUAUUUUGCAUGAGAAUGAUAGAGGAUUGCAGGUGAGAGAAUGCUGUGCAUCAUAUUCGUUUCCCUCUAGCGAUACCUUUUUAUUCCUUUUGAAAAGUUUUACCUGGCAUCCAACAAAGUUCACUGUCUAAACGUCAGUGUGAAAACUUUAGCAUAGGUCAGACCAUGCUACGUAGUGAUUUAAUUCUGAAACUAUUCAUACUAAUUUGAAUAUGCAUAAUGCUGUGCAGGAAAAGAGAUGUUCCCCGCUUAGAAAAAGAAAGUGGGAAAAUAAGAUUAGAUAGGGUAGGUGAGGCGAAUCUGAUUAUAUGCUGAAUUCUGACACUAAUGCUCAUGUUAUGUGUGAAAAAUAUUUUACUUAAAAUGUUUUUGUACAUGCAUGUGAGUGAAAUACAUAACUUCGCUUGUGCUUAUCUGGAACAAAAUUGCUUGGAAAUAUAUCAGGGUUUUUUUCUUUAUUUUUUUUUCUCCCCUGCUCUCCUGGAGAGAGUAUCUUUGCAAUUUCUAAGAAAACAAAAACAAUUCUCCAGAAAUAAAAAUUCUAGAGGUUUUAUGUGA